GUUGUGUGUAGUGGGUGCAGAACUGCAGCAGCGCAGCACCGAGCAGGGAGGGAGGGGGCGACCCGGAGUCUUUGAAAGGAUAGAGGGCGAUGACCACACCGGCAGGCUCUGGCACAGGCUUCGGCUCCGUGUCCUGGUGGGGCUUGUCCCCAGCGCUGGACCUGCAGGCUGAGAGUCCUCCUGUGGACCCAGAUUUGCGGGAGGAUACAGAGCACACGACCCCCGAGCUAGAUGUACUGCUGGUGGGAUCCGUGGAUGGGCGGCACCUGCUUCGGACUCUGGCCCGGGCAGCUCUCUGGCCUCGCAGGAGGUUACAUGUGAGCCGGGAUUGUGGGGUGGGUGGCGAGAGGAGAAUGAAGUUCUAUGUGCUUGAGAAUAAUCUGGAAGCUGUAGCCCGACACAUGCUGAUCUUCAGCCUAGCCUUGGAGGAACCUGAGAAGAUGGGGCUGCAAGAGAGGAGCGAGACCUUCCUGGAGGUGUGGGGGAACGCGUUGCUGCGCCCCCAGGUGGCCGCCUUCGUGCGCGCGCAGGCCGACCGCCUGGCGCGCCUGGUCCCGGAGCCCCACCGCCUGGCGGAGCAGCUGCCCUGGCUCAGCCUGAGCGCCCUCAAGUUCCGCGAGCGCGACGCGCUGGAGGCUGUGUUCCGCUUCUGGGCCGGCGGGGAGAAGGGUCCUGAGGUCUUCCCCAUGAGCCGCCUCUGGGACUCCAGGCUGCGUCACUACCUGGGCUCCCGUUACGACGCCCGGCGCGGUGUCAGCGACUGGGAUUUGCACAUGAAGCUGCACGACCGCGGGGCCCGAGUCAUCCACACUCGUGAGUUCCGGCGUUGGAGGGACACAGGCGUCGCCUUUGAACUCAGAGACUCCAGCGCCUACCACGUGCCCAACCGGACCCUUGCGUCCGGCCGCCUCCUGAGCCAUCACGGGGAGCGUGUCGCAGCGCGCGGGUACUGGGGAGACAUUGCCACGGGACCAUUCGUGGCCUUUGGCAUCGAAGCGGACGAUGAGAGCCUCCUGCGGACCAGCAACGGACAGCCAGUCAAGACCGCGAGUGAGAUCACCCAGCACAACGUGACGGAGCUGUUCCGAGAGGUGGCCGGCUGGGGGCGCCCGACAGCCAACCACGGAACCCCUGAGCAGGUGCACGGCGAGGGCCCUGGAAGCCCGGAGCGCGCUGCCCCUUCCCCGGAAUUCACCGUUCACUUCCUGCCUCUCGGCUCUGCCCAAACCCUUCACCACAAGAGCUGCUACGAGGGACGGUUCCAGCUUCUCUACGUGGCCUGUGGGAUGGUGCAUCUUCUCAGCCCCGACCUCGGGGCUUGCGUGGCUCCCGGAGGACACCUGAUCGUGGAAUUAGCCCGGUACCUGGUAGACCUGCGGCAAGAGCAGCUGCAGGGGUUUUCCGCCCGGGUCGGGGAGCUAGCUCAGGCGGCUGGAUUCACCCCGCAGAACCAGGACAGGCCCUCUGAGACCUUCGCACGCUUCUACAAGUCCGGGGACUCUGCUUGCCUCCGCAGCCACGCCGCUGUGCAAUCCACGACUCCGCCCCCUGGCGCCCUGGUCCCGCCCUCUGUACAAUCCGCGACUCCGCCCCCUGACGCCCUGGUCCCGCCCCUUGAGGCAAGGAACCCGCCCCCGGAGGGCCUGACCCAGCCUUCGGAAGGCAAGACCCCACCCUCUGAGCGCCUCAAACUACCCUCAGAGUCUCGGGCUUCACUCUCAGAGGUUCAGGCUCCGCCCACAGGGAGUCAGACCCCAAAACCAGAGAGUCUGCCCCGACUGCCAGAUACCCAGCCCCCCAUCUCUGACCUCUAGUCAGGUCCCGGAAGUAGAGCCCGCCUGUAGGAUACUCAGUUACACUCUCAACAUUCUCAAUCAGCUUCAGAGGUGUUGCUAGAAUUUCAGAUUACAUUCCUGGGAUGCUAUAGUCUGUUCUUAGAAUUCUAGAUGGUUCUCUCAGAGUUCUCCAUUUCAUUCCUGAGCCUCUACACACAGCCUGGCGAUCUGGCCCUGAGGCUCAGGCCCUCUGUGUGGUCCCCUUGUCGCCAGAGGUCCUGUUUUAACUGGGGUUUGGGGUGGUCUGCUCUCCAGGGCUAGUCAGCACCCACGUGGUCCAAGUAAAGAGAGCGGGGUCCUCUUCUCCGUGUGCCCGUGUAGCUUUCCUGUCCUCAGUCUUGUCUCCAGGGCUGGGGAAGGGGAGGGCCUAGGGUGGUCAAGAGAGGAGACCUUGUUCCAAGUAAACUAGAAGUGGGUUUCUCUGUGCUGUUGCCUGCGAGAGUCUGGGCCACACCUGGAUCCUGAAAUAAAUCAAAAUUUAUUGAGUGGCUAAGAGGUUUGGGGCAGUGAAACUGACCAUAGUUCUCAUGGAGACUGCACUUUAGCGUGGAGGUGGAGCCCAGACUCCU
Messenger RNA from Prionailurus viverrinus (fishing cat), 2404 nucleotides. It is a transcript of the gene DNAAF3, whose product is annotated as dynein axonemal assembly factor 3. The coding region runs from base 90 to 1814 and encodes 574 amino acids. The record is from RefSeq and is a predicted model, not a curated record. Gene Ontology annotation, biological process: axonemal dynein complex assembly; motile cilium assembly. Lineage: Eukaryota; Metazoa; Chordata; Mammalia; Carnivora; Felidae. The transcript is spliced from 12 exons.